AGAAGAUUUAGAAGGGGCGGGGUAGGUUGGGACGGUAGUUUAAUUACGUGCCUGGGAAUUGCGUCAAUUUGUACUUUAGCAUUUGAAAAAAGUGCUGUGAGCGUGGCGUGGGGCUGGUGGAGAGUGAGGCGAAUGUGCGGUUUUGAAACCAAAGGACCGUAAGUCCUUCUCCCUCCAAACGAGACCGUCCCGCGGGCUCUGCGGCCGCCUCUGGACCGUCCGGAGAGAACAUGGCGGCGCCCGGAGCCCGGAGCUGCAGCCUCUCGGGCCUGCUCCCGGCUCAGACCUCGCUGGAGUACGCUCUGCUCGACGCCGUCACCCAGGAGGAGAAGGACAGCCUGGUCUACCAGUAUCUGCAGAAGGUGGACGGCUGGGAGCAGGACUUGUCAGUGCCCGAGUUUCCGGAAGGAUUAGAAUGGCUGAACACAGAAGAAUCUAUUUCUGUCUACAAGGAUCUAUGUGGAAAAGUGGUCGUCCUUGAUUUCUUCACCUACUGCUGCAUAAACUGUAUUCACCUAUUGCCUGAUCUUCAUGCAUUAGAACACACAUACUCUGAUAAAGAUGGUCUUCUGAUUGUUGGUGUUCACUCGGCUAAGUUUCCAAAUGAAAAAGUCCUGGAUAACGUUAAGAGUGCUAUUCUUCGAUACAACAUCACCCACCCUGUGGUUAAUGAUGCAGAUGCCAGCCUUUGGCAAGAACUAGAAGUUUCCUGCUGGCCAACUCUGAUCAUACUUGGACCCCGUGGAAACAUGUUGUUUUCUUUGAUUGGAGAAGGACAUAGAGAGAAAUUAUUUUUAUAUACUUCAAUAGCUUUAAAAUAUUACAAAGACAGGGGACAGAUCAGAGAUAAUAAAAUUGGAAUAAAACUCUAUAAAGAUUCUUUGCCACCUUCACCAUUGCUGUUUCCUGGCAAAGUAACAGUAGACCAUGUUUCUAAUAGAUUGGUAAUAGCAGACACUGGACAUCAUAGAAUUUUGGUCGUCCGGAGGAAUGGACAAAUUCAGUACAGCAUUGGAGGACCCAACCCUGGAAGAAAAGAUGGAAUGUUUUCAGAGUCAACUUUUAACUCACCACAAGGUGUAGCCAUAAUGGAUAAUAUCAUAUAUGUGGCAGAUACAGAAAACCACCUUAUAAGAAAGAUUGACCUAGAAGCUGAGAUGGUGAGCACUGUAGCUGGCAUUGGAAUUCAAGGUACAGAUAAAGAAGGUGGAGCUAAAGGAGAAGAACAGCCCAUUAGUUCUCCUUGGGAUGUAGUUUUUGGAAGGUCAGGUUCAGAGGUCCAAAGAGAUGACAUUCUGUGGAUAGCCAUGGCAGGGACUCAUCAGAUAUGGGCAUUCCUGUUGGACUGUGGCAGAUUACCAAAGAAAAAUGAGUUAAAAAAAGGAACCUGCCUUCGGUUUGCUGGAAGUGGAAAUGAAGAGAAUCGAAAUAACUCAUAUCCUCACAAAGCAGGUUUUGCCCAACCUUCAGGUCUUUCUCUGGCCUCAGAGGAUCCCUGGAGCUGCCUCUUUGUAGCAGAUAGUGAGAGCAGUACAGUGAGAACCGUCUCGCUGAAAGAUGGAGCAGUGAAGCACCUUGUGGGAGGAGAGAGAGAUCCCAUGAAUUUAUUUGCUUUUGGUGAUGUUGAUGGAGUAGGAAUCAAUGCAAAGCUUCAACACCCACUUGGAGUAACUUGGGACAAGAAAAGGAAUUUACUUUACGUGGCAGACUCUUACAAUCACAAGAUUAAAGUUGUGGAUCCAAAAACAAAAAACUGUACCACAUUAGCGGGAACUGGAGAUGCAAGUAAUGUUAUCGGUUCCAAUUUUACCAACUCAACUUUUAAUGAACCAGGAGGCUUGUGUAUUGGAGGGAAUGGUCAGUUAUUAUAUGUGGCAGACACCAAUAACCAUCAAAUUAAAGUGAUGGAUUUAGAAACAAAAACAGUUUCUGUGCUCCCAGUCUUCAGAUCUGAAAGUGCUAUGGUGGAUGGCCCAUUCCUAGCAGAAAAACAGAAGACCUUACCCAGACUACCUAAAUCUGCUCCAGGCAUUAGACUUUCCCCAGUGGCUGCAUCUCCAGGGCAAACUCUUCAGUUCAAGCUAAGAUUAGACCUCCCAUCAGGAACAAAGCUAACUGAAGGAGCACCCAGUUGCUGGUUUCUAUCAGCUGAAGGCAAUGAAUGGCUUCUUCAAGGACAGAUACCAUCUGGAGAGAUAGAGAGCAUUUCCAGUCAACCAACAAUCUCACUGCAGAUUCCUGGGGAUUGUUUAUCACUUGAAGCCGUUCUAUCUAUCAGCGUAUUUCUUUAUUACUGUAGUGCAGACAGCAGUGCCUGUAUGAUGAAGGGAGUUUUGUUCAGUCAGCCUUUACAAAUAACCGAUACACAGCAAGACUACAUACCUCCAGUAGAACUCAAGUAUAUAUUUUAGCAAGCUGGUUAGCGUGCCAGUGCCUCCUGUUCUCCAUCCCCACCAUCACUGUGUAAUUUAUGAAAAGAAGCUUUAUUUCUGCCUCUGGGUACCCAGAAAACCAUUGUUGAGUUCUCGCAACUGAUACUAAAAUAAAGCUAUGCUCCUUA
This is a messenger RNA of Eubalaena glacialis (North Atlantic right whale), 2560 nucleotides long. It is a transcript of the gene NHLRC2, whose product is annotated as NHL repeat containing 2. Lineage: Eukaryota; Metazoa; Chordata; Mammalia; Artiodactyla; Balaenidae. The record is from RefSeq and is a predicted model, not a curated record. The transcript has 11 exons. The coding region runs from base 231 to 2411 and encodes 726 amino acids. Gene Ontology annotation, molecular function: protein binding.